GCGCCGAGCCCGAGCACGGAGAACAUGGCCCCCGCCGAGGAAGCCAAUCGGAGCCCAAGCCCGACGCCGGGCCCGGGCCGCGAUCCGCCUGCGCCACCGGCCGUGCAGGUGGCCCCGGCUCCGACGCCCGCUGCGGAGGACGGCUGCUGCUCGUCUUUCGUGCAAGAAACUGGGGUAUCAAAUGCAAAAAUGUCUGGGUCUGGACGGAUUCCAAUUUGUGAUGCGAAGUCUACAUUAAUAUGACAAAAUUUGUCAUGCAUGGCUAGCAAGAAGCCCCAUUUCUUGUUUGCAAGAGAGGGGGUUUGUCAUGAUGAUUAGGCAUUGGGAUAAGUGCUCAAAGUCUGUGAUGCUGGAGCGUGCAUGUCAGACGAUCUUGGUCGGGUAAAAACUGCAUGACAGAUCUCGGAUUCUUCCAGACCCAGACACUUUUGCAAUCCAUAUGGGGGAGGCCCUCCUACGGAAGACCACCGCGAAGUUGGCGCCGGCGCUGCGGCUUUUCUCGCAGCGCCGUCCGCCCAACAAGACGACGGGUCGGACCCAGUUCCCGUGCCGGGCGAGGACAGCCUGGGGUUUUUCCAUCCUCCUGCCAGUGCCCGCGACUUCGCGCCGGACCCGGGUGCCGAAGCUUUUCUCACGGUGUAAAAAUCAUGGGACAGAAGAACAGAAGCCGCUCGAGGAGAAAGUGGAGCGGCCGGCGACGCCAUGUCGCUUUUCAUCAAAGUUGUGCUACUGGUACUAUAGUUGGAGACGUGUCUUCGACAAUCACUUUAUUUUUUCACAACCUCAACCUUUUUAUAAUAUCUUGAUCUUCUUCUUCUUCCUAGCAGUUCGCAUUCGCUCCGGCACCGGCUACAGUGACCUACUUAAACUCUGAUUUUGCAUCUACUUCCUACACCUUAAUCGUACUUUUUCUCCGAGUAGUUUGCAGCAAAUUCAUUCUUGCAACAAUUCGGUCGUCGGAGAGUGCAACAAGUCUAAGCAAAGGUUUGCUUCGUAUAAGGAGCGCCAACACGCAAUUUUAUUCAUCCUUAUUUAUGUUGCAUACACAUUUCCUCUAGUGACACAUUUGCGCAACUUCAAUUUUGCAUCUCGCUCAUUCGCGGAACGACGUCCAGCACGCUAUGAGAAAGAUAAGCUCUGCACGCACUGAUGAAUUGCAUAUCAUUUUACAUCUACUCAGACUUCACAUUUUGAUUUCACAUUGAUGCAACAUAUCGUUUUACAAACUAUAACUAUUUCGAUAAGUAAGCACGUAACAAUGUCGGAGCCCGCAUUCAGUACCCCCUACUCCAAUCGGACUCAUCUGUAAGUUUUCCCCCACGAGAUCUUUCCGGAGCUUCUUAUUCAUUUCAACAUACAACAGUAAUCCCCUUCCUUAAUUUUCAGAGCAGCUGCAACUCUGCUUGAAACACAGGACAGCUGCUUGCGGCGCUGGUCUGUUUUCGACUGGAAGUUCUCUCCUUCUUGAUGGUACUACUACAAGUAUAAUAUAUCAGAAGAUUUAGCGCAACUAGGAAAAGUGACACUGGCGAAGAUUCGUUGCGUUUUGUCACGUCAGAUGCGGAAGUUGUACCAAACGAAGCUGAAGAUGCACUUCUCUGCGCUGUACCCCUUUAUCCCCUCAUGAGAAAAAC
Molecule: messenger RNA, 1634 nt
Organism: Amoebophrya sp. A120
Lineage: Eukaryota; Dinophyceae; Syndiniales; Amoebophryaceae
Source: the annotation of a GenBank genome assembly